ACACCAUUAACGGAGGCUCUCCUCCUCCUCUUCUCCCCCUUCACUUCGCUCCCCUCUUAGUUCUAUGCAUGUUCAUUACGUACAUGCACGUGUGCCCCCCCCCGGCUGGGAACCGAAACUGAUCGCCGCGACGAGAGCGAGAACGAGAGGGAGGAAGGGGGAGAGGGGGGAUCUAGGGUUCCUGUCCUCUUCUCUUCUUGUGGCGUCUCCUCGUUGCUGAUCUCGUUCUCCUCCUCCUCCUCCUCCUCUGGUAGUUCUUUGUGAGAUUCGGCUAAAGGACCGACCGACCGGGAGAAAGAUGAUCAGUCCGGUAAAACUUCAAAAAGGCAUCGAUAAUGGCUGUGCGGCAGCAAUUGAUUUUGAGCAAGAUAGUCCGAUAGAUCAUCAACUUUCCUGUAUCACAAAAUUGAUUUUCUUGCUUGCACUGUGUUUCAAAUCCCAAGUGUCAAGAAGUUAUUCAGAAGAAUGAGAAUAAUAAUAUCAUCAGCUGUAGUUGCCGGGAAUAUUGAUUGGUAAUGAUUCAUCGAGCAUAGGUUCACCUGCAGACAUAGAAUGGCUCAACAGAAUCAAGAGACCACCCCUGCGGAUCCAGCUAACUCACCUGCCAAGCGCAAACGUGGUCGUCCUAGAAAGCAAGAUUAUGAUAAUCUUAGUCACAAACAACGUCGAAGUCUCGGGAUUCAAGCUAGUUCAUCUCAAGCUUAUCCAGCUACCAGUUCAGGCCAUGGUGAUCAAGCUGUACCAACUCAUGCUAGUGUUGCAGCUUGUUCCAGCUUUCUGUUUCAAUCUCUUCCAGUGCAAACUAAUCCAACUCCAUGCACCAUUUAUGGGGCACAAAGUUCUCUUGUCGAUGCUGGUUCAACUGUGAACUCCAGUUACGGGAUUCAAUCAGCUCUUGCUCCAGCUAAUCCAUCCCCUUAUAUUGGUUACAGACCCAAAGCUGCUCCAGCUCAUGCUCAUCCGAAUGCCAAUUCAGCCAAUCAUUCUCAGCUUAUCCCAGCUCAGUCUAAUUCUGCCGCCGCUUCAAGCCAUGCACCUAAUGACCUACUGGGACAGGCAGUCUGUGGUACACUUGAUGGAACCUUUGAUGCUGGAUAUAUGCUCACGGUUCGAGUAGCCAACGGUGGACAUGUCUUAAGGGGUUUGGUAUUUGAUCCACGCCUCUGUGUUCCUAUUUCGGCGGAGAAUGAUAUCGCACCAUUGCUUCCGAUGGCAACACCAAAUGGGACCCCAUCUUCAGUGGUUGAAUCACAUGAUCAGACACUUGUUUCAGUACCAAUUCAUCCCGUACCUGUGCCAUUGUCUGUUGCUCUGCCCCUUCAGGUAAGGGAACCUGCUGCUGCUGCUUCACAAACCAUGAACCCCAUGCUUGUGACCUCUAGUCUUCCUCAGCCUUCUCGUCAGCUCAAUACAAAUAAAGUAGUACCAAAUGAUUCGGAUCCCCAGCUUAGUUUAAAUAAAGUGGCACCAAAUGAUACAGAUCCUCGGCUCAGUACAAAUAAAGUAGCACCAAGGGAUAUAGAUGAUUUGCUGGCUGAGGUCCAAGCUAAAACUUUGCAGACUUUGUCCAAAAGCUCAGUUAAUAAUGCCAAUGAGGAAUCAUCAGCAGCUGCAUCCCAACAUGUGGUUGAUGAUGAUAAACAAGCUGAGAAUCUGAGUGCAGAUGUUAAAGAAGAAGCAUUUCAAACGUUCCAAACAACCUUAGAUGUUCUUCCAGAAGAUCGAUGUACAAAUCUUGUCGGGUUUCUAAGCGGAGAGCAAAGCAUGCAUCAAGUGAAAGGAUCAUCAUCCAACAUGGUUGAGGCACCAGGAGCAAAUGAAGGGAUGCGUCUAACCGAAGAAUCAUCAGGCAAUAUGGUUGAGGCAGCAGGAGGCGAUCAGGGACAGCACUGUCUUGAAGAGUCAUGGCAAGGCAACACACAGCGACUCAGUGACGAGACAUCCGACGAGAAGGCACUGCUCUUUGGAGAACCAAAGUCUGGCGAACUAAACCCUGAGGCUCACAGUUGUGCCCCAAGAAUCAACUUCAUAGGUGAAGACUGACAGCCUAUGUUUGAAAAUGUCAUGCCCAACGAUACGAAAGACUAGGCUUCCUCGCAGAAUGGUUUGGACGACGAGACAUCUGGCUGAAAACAAGGAUUGGAUGACUGACUAACUCAUCAAUCAUUGCUCGGUGAUCCAAGUUUCCUGAUCUCCAGCUCAUCAAAGUCCAGCACCAUAAUAUUCGUUCCGUAGAUGAGGUGAUAGAGAUAGAAAGAUGGACGGGAAUUUGAGAUCGCCGUGCAGUUUUGAUGUCAACUCGAAUGAACGAAGGACUAUCAUCAGUAACUUGAUUUGGUGCAUGAUUGUUGCAAUGUAGUCAUAAUCUCCACCAACACUUGUAGAUGACGGUUUCUGCUUGCUUUCUUUUACUGUGCUGCCUCUGUAGCCAUUUCUUCUUUUUUGCUACAAACAAUGUUGACUCAUUAGUUCAUCUGAUAUAUGCUAAACGGAUUCUGUCA
This is a messenger RNA of Musa acuminata subsp. malaccensis (wild Malaysian banana), 2501 nucleotides long. RefSeq lists its product as uncharacterized. NCBI's taxonomy places the organism in Eukaryota, Viridiplantae, Streptophyta, Magnoliopsida, Zingiberales, Musaceae. The record is from RefSeq and is a predicted model, not a curated record.